This is a messenger RNA of Bolinopsis microptera, 1503 nucleotides long. RefSeq names its product GPI mannosyltransferase 3-like. NCBI's taxonomy places the organism in Eukaryota, Metazoa, Ctenophora, Tentaculata, Lobata, Bolinopsidae. Gene Ontology annotation, molecular function: alpha-1,2-mannosyltransferase activity. Gene Ontology annotation, cellular component: endoplasmic reticulum membrane. Gene Ontology annotation, biological process: GPI anchor biosynthetic process. The transcript is spliced from 5 exons. The record is from RefSeq and is a predicted model, not a curated record. Bases 146 to 1264 code for a protein of 372 amino acids.
CAAGUUACUAAGGUUCGACUCAGCUGCACUUGUCAUUCUGGUACCUCGACUAUUUCAAGCUCUGCUCUGUUUUGCGGGUGACGUGUUGUUGUACCGACUAGUGGUCAAGUUAUACGGCCACUCCCAAGCUACCUACUCCGUCAUAAUGCAACUCUCAUCCUGGUACCUGUUUUACGUUUCCCCGCGUCCACUCGUCAACAACAUUGAAACAUUGCUGAUAACAGCUACUUUGAACUUAUGGCCGACCAGGUACAACGACAAAGUAACCUACCCGGCUGUAAUACUGGCGGCUCUCAGUGUGGCUAUACGUCCUACUCUGGUCCUUUUCUGGGUCUUUCUAGGUGUCCACUACCUGAUAAAAUGUCCCGAGAGAAGAUUCUCCUCGAUCAUCAAAGCAUUUGUCAUCGGACUUCCUACUCUUGUUCUAACCACCCUUCUGGACUCCUACAUGUACGGAAAAUUCACCUUCGUCUUCCAGAACUUCCUCAAGUUCAACAUGGCUGGUAGUGAGGUGUACGGGGCACAUCCCUGGCAUUGGUACCUGUCUCAGGGUGUUCCCGCCAUUCUUGGCACUCAUUCUAUUUUCAUUGCGGUGGCGUUCAUCAAGGAGCGGGACUAUCCUAGGCAGUUCUUGGGUGUUGUGCUGGCAACAUUGUUCUUCUUCUCGACAAUAUCCCACAAAGAGUUCCGGUUUGUGCAACACCUGAUGCCAAUAUGCAUGGUCUGGGCCGGGCUGGGUUUACAUUGGAUCAGUCGGCACAUUGAAAGGUCCUCUCUUUACACCAUCAUAAUGCUCAACGCCCUCGUUAAUAUAAUUGUAGCCUUUUACAUUGGCUUCUUCCACCAGCGCGGUACUAUUUCUGUUGUACAUGAUUUAUCGAGCUCAGUUAAAUCGGGCGACAGUGUGGUGUUCCUGACACCGUGCCAUGCUACCCCCUACCACUCUCACAUUCACAAUGCUGAGGUAGACCUCCGGUUUCUGGACUGUUCCCCCGACUUGUCCGGGCUCGAGAGCUACGAGCACGAGGAGAAACAAUUUUAUCGGGAUCCUCAGAGUUGGUGGAAAAAGUUCAGCGGCGAGAAGAAAAGGGUGGCCAAAAGUACUGAGUACGUUGUGGCGUUCGAGGAAAAUCUACCGCAUCUUCAUAAGCUGCUGAAGGAUUCGGGUUAUAAAGUGGACAGGAAAUAUUUCUUUGCUCAUUUGUUGGUCGACGAUAAACUUACUUCUCAUUUGUUACUCUACAAGAAAACGUGGGGUACAUGAUAGCAUGUGGCAAUCCUAACUUCUAGUUCUAUGCUGUGUGUGCAUUUUAUUUUUAUUUCGAUUAGAAUUUGUCUCUAAUAUCUUUUCAAGUGAUACCUAUUAGGAGUUUGAUGAUUCCGUGAGUAUUUUAAGCGAAUGCAUGUCUUUUUAUUAAUAUUGUUUGAUGUUUUUAUUGCUAUACCAUGUAAACUUAGCUUAUGAAGUCAUUUUGAAUGUUUUAGUCUGUGAUUAACUUUAUA